Messenger RNA from Orycteropus afer afer, 2265 nucleotides. It is a transcript of the gene GIT2, whose product is annotated as GIT ArfGAP 2. The record is from RefSeq and is a predicted model, not a curated record. Gene Ontology annotation, biological process: brain development; regulation of ARF protein signal transduction. Lineage: Eukaryota; Metazoa; Chordata; Mammalia; Tubulidentata; Orycteropodidae. The coding region runs from base 1 to 2265 and encodes 754 amino acids. Gene Ontology annotation, molecular function: protein binding; GTPase activator activity. The transcript has 20 exons.
AUGUCGAAGCGGCUCCGGAGCAGCGAGGUGUGCGCUGACUGCAGCGGGCCGGAUCCUUCCUGGGCAUCAGUAAACAGGGGAACUUUUAUCUGUGAUGAGUGCUGCAGCGUCCAUCGGAGUCUGGGACGCCACAUCUCUCAAGUGAGGCAUCUUAAACACACACCCUGGCCCCCAACUUUGCUUCAGAUGGUUGAAACCUUGUACAAUAAUGGUGCUAAUUCUAUCUGGGAGCAUUCUUUGCUGGACCCUGCUUCUAUUAUGAGUGGAAGACGGAAAGCUAAUCCUCAGGAUAAAGUACAUCCCAAUAAAGCAGAAUUCAUCAGAGCCAAGUAUCAGAUGUUAGCAUUUGUCCAUCGCUUGCCGUGCCGGGACGACGAUAGUGUAACUGCCAAAGAUCUUAGUAAGCAACUCCAUUCAAGCGUGAGAACAGGGAAUCUUGAAACCUGUUUGAGACUGUUAUCUUUAGGAGCACAAGCCAACUUCUUUCACCCUGAAAAAGGAAACACCCCCCUCCAUGUUGCCUCCAAAGCAGGACAGAUUUUACAGGCCGAGUUGUUGGCAGUGUAUGGAGCAGACCCAGGCACACAAGAUUCUAGUGGGAAAACACCUGUUGAUUAUGCAAGGCAAGGAGGGCACCAUGAACUGGCAGAACGCCUUGUAGAAAUACAGUAUGAGCUGACUGACAGACUAGCCUUCUAUCUCUGUGGCAGGAAACCAGAUCACAAAAAUGGACAGCACUUUAUAAUACCUCAAAUGGCAGACAGCAGCCUGGAUUUGUCUGAGUUGGCAAAAGCUGCUAAGAAGAAACUUCAGUCUCUAAGUAAUCAUUUGUUUGAAGAACUUGCCAUGGACGUGUACGAUGAAGUUGACAGGCGAGAGACUGAUGCAGUCUGGCUUGCCACUCAAAACCACAGCACCCUGGUAACCGAGACAACCGUCGUUCCCUUCCUUCCGGUCAAUCCUGAGUACUCGUCGACACGCAAUCAGGGCAGACAGAAAUUAGCUCGGUUCAAUGCGCAUGAGUUUGCCACGCUGCUUAUCGACAUUCUCAGCGAUGCCAAGAGGAGGCAACAAGGCAGCCCUCCCUCUAGUUCAAAAGAAAAUGUGGAGCUCAUACUGAAAACAAUCAGUAACCAGCACAGUGUUGAGAGUCAAGACAAUGACCAGCCGGACUAUGACAGUGUGGCAUCAGAUGAAGACACGGAUUUGGAAACCACCGCAAGCAAGGCAAACAGGCAGAAGAGCCUAGAUUCAGAUUUAUCAGAUGGACCAGUCACUGUACAAGAAUUUAUGGAGGUCAAAAACGCUCUAGUGGCUUCUGAGGCCAAAAUACAACAGCUAAUGAAGGUGAAUAACAACUUGAGUGACGAGCUGAGAAUUAUGCAGAAAAAGCUUCAAACACUCCAGAGUGAAAAUUCGAACCUCAGGAAACAGGCUACAACCACUAGAUAUCAGGUGCACAUGGGUUCUGAGUACACAGACCCGUCCAACCACUCUUCCUUAAAGCGACGUCCGUCCGCCCGUGGCAGUAGGCCCAUGUCCAUGUAUGAGACGGGAUCAGGGCAGAAACCAUAUCUCCCCACGGGAGAGGUGAACCACCCUGAGGAGAGCAGGACACGGCUCCAGCCCUUCCCCGCACACAUCGGGAGGAGUGUGUUUGUGACCCCCUCUUCAUCUCUGCCUUCCUUCCCCUCCACACUCUCCUGGUCGAGGGACGAAAGCGCCCGAAGGGCAUCCAGGCUGGAGAAGCAGAACAGCACCCCUGAAAGUGACUAUGACAACACUCCCAAUGACACAGAGCCUGAUGACACGGGACCCAGCAGAAAGGGAAAGCAGAGGAGUAUGCUGUGGCAGGGUGACAGCUGUGUUCCAAAUGCCACAGACCCCCACGCAGCCCCCAGCACCGAGGACGUCAUCCGGAAGACCGAGCAGAUCACCAAAAACAUACAGGAGCUCUUGAGAGCGGCCCAGGAAAACAAGCAUGACAGUUACAUCCCCUGCUCAGAGAGGAUACAUGUGGCUGUUACAGAAAUGGCAGCACUGUUCCCCAAAAAACCCAAGUCCGACAUGGUGAGGACUUCCCUCCGUUUACUGACAUCCAGUGCCUACCGCCUCCAGUCCGAGUGCAGGAAGACCCUUCCUGGGGACCCUGGCUCCCCCACGGACAUUCAGCUGGUCACUCAGCAGGUCAUCCAAUGUGCAUAUGACAUUGCCAAGGCCGCCAAGCAGCUGGUCACCAUCACCACCAAAGAGAACAACAACUGA